AUGCCACCGUCGAGUCGCAUACCACCUCUUCUCCAACCUUACAUUCAACUCCCUCGUGAGGGUUCGCUUAUCCUGCUCACGAGCACUCUCGGAGCCAGCGCGAACUGGCUGCUACUACGAUUCCUGUGCGAUGCGCUGAGCACAGCCAAAGCCCAAGAUGGCGGGGAUGAGGGACACAAUGUAGUGCUGGUUUCUUGGAUGAGACAGUAUGAGUUCUGGAAACAAGAAUCUAGAAAGAGCGCAGGUCUAGAUUUGGAGAGACUCAGGAAAGAGGGAAGAUUUGCCUUCGUUGAUGGGUUGGGGGCUGGUGCAGAUGCGCCUGGCGGUAGCAUGUCCGGAAUAGACGCGCGGGCCAAUGGACAGGCAAAACCACAGUUCGCGGGGCUGAAUAGGAUUCAGAUGCAGAGAGGGCCGCAGACAUUACCUGUACGAGGUCCUCCUGGAGGAGUAGUGCCUGCAAGAGGACCACCUGUAGCAGCAGCGGCAGUGCCUACAUCAGCCACGAUUCCUACAACACCAGAGGCGGCCGACGCAGGUAGCAGUACCCCGGGCCACUACGCAUUCAAGACACUUGACCUUUCAGAAAUCAAAACCACCAUUUCCAGUGCCGUCUCUGCACUCAACUCCUCGGUGGUGCAGCGAAAGACACUCCUCAUCUUCGAUAAUCCAGAUCUCCUCCUUGCCCUCAACCCCUCCAUCACACCCUCGGAAUUCACUUCGCUUGCUCUGACUCUCCGCACACUACCGACUGUAUCACAUGUUCUCACACACAUACAAUCCGAUAGUCCCCUUCUCAGUCUCUCCGCACCACCCCAACCACUUGAGCUUGCGCAUCACAACCUGCUGGUCAAGUUUGCUCACAUGAGCAGGAGGAUACUGGGUGUGAGAAUCCUGGACACUGGAGUUGCAAGAGACGUGAGCGGUGUCAUACGGAUCACCGAACAGAAACAUGAGUGGCUAGACUUGGAGCUCAACGAAAACGAGCCCAAGGAAGGUGAUGACAACGGGCGAGGAAAAGAGUUCCUGUACCAGGUUAAAGGCGAUGGUAGUGUGAGGGUAUUUGAGAGGGGUGCUGGUGGAGAGGCUUGA
Bipolaris maydis ATCC 48331 is the source of this 1089-nucleotide messenger RNA. RefSeq lists its product as uncharacterized. Lineage: Eukaryota; Fungi; Ascomycota; Dothideomycetes; Pleosporales; Pleosporaceae. Gene Ontology annotation, cellular component: elongator holoenzyme complex. The record is from RefSeq and is a predicted model, not a curated record. Gene Ontology annotation, biological process: tRNA wobble uridine modification.